This is a messenger RNA of Pyrgilauda ruficollis (rufous-necked snowfinch), 1091 nucleotides long. RefSeq names its product inositol polyphosphate-1-phosphatase (gene INPP1). Gene Ontology annotation, molecular function: inositol-1,4-bisphosphate 1-phosphatase activity. The record is from RefSeq and is a predicted model, not a curated record. The annotation marks the transcript as partial. NCBI's taxonomy places the organism in Eukaryota, Metazoa, Chordata, Aves, Passeriformes, Passeridae. Gene Ontology annotation, biological process: phosphatidylinositol phosphate biosynthetic process. The transcript has 4 exons.
GCGGCUGUCGCCGUGUCGCUGUGUCGCGGUGUCGCGGCUGUCGCUGUGUGGCCGUGUGACGGUGUGGCCGUGUCGCGGGCAUGGCGGGGCUGCUGCCGGCGCUGGUGGCCGUGUCGCAGAAGGCGGCGGAGGUGGCGCGGCGCUGCCGGGCGGAGGCGCCGCUCUCCCGGCUCCCGGUGACCGAGAAGCCGGGCCCGGAGCGCGGCCGCCGCUUCCCCCGCGACUUCAAAACCCUGGCGGACGUCCUGAUCCAGGAGCUCAUCAAGCACGACCUGGGGACACAGUUCCCCGAGCUCCGGGGACACAUCCACGGCGAGGAGAGCAGCGAGUUCAGGGACGCGCGGGGUGGCACGGUGACAGUGCGGGUCUGUGCCACCCCGGGGGACACGGUGGCCCUGCUGCUGGCCGUGCUGGGCCCCGAGCAGACGAGGGCGGCCGAGCUGCUGGCAGAGGCCGUGCACCAGGAGGUGACACUUGGGGACACGGAGCUGGACGGCAUCGACCCCGGAGUGUCACCAGGGGACGUGGGGAUCUGGAUAGACCCCAUUGCCCCCCCCAAAUCUCACGUCCCCCUGUCCCCUCCCUCCCGCAGGUGGCAGGGUCGCUACCACUGGGGGGUGGCGCACGGCGACACGCGGCUGUGCUCGCUGUCCCCUCCUGUCCCCCGGCCGUGUCCCCGCGUGGUGCUGAGCCGGGCCGAGGCCGCGGCGGUUCGGGGGGCUCUGGCCUCGCUGGGGGGGGGUCCCCCGCUCUUCGCCGCCGGGGCCGGCUACAAGCUGCUGUGCGUGGCGCUGGGGCUGGCGGACGCCUUCGUGCUGUCGCAGGCCACCACCUUCGCCUGGGACUCGUGCGCGCCCCACGCCAUCCUGCGCGCCCUGGGCGGCGGCGUGGUGGCCCUGGAGGGGGCGCUGCGGGCGCGGCGGGAGGGGGACACCGGGGACCCCCCCGAGCUGCUCUACAACCGGCCCGAACCGGGCCGGGCCGGGCCCGAGCGCUGGGCCAACCGCGGGGGGCUCGUGGCCUUCGUGCACCCCCCGCACCUGCGGGCGGUGCUGGCGGCGCUGGGCGGGCUGGGGGACACGGGGGACACG